AUGCCUCGCUCCCAGAAUCAAUACCAUUACUACCAUGGUCAUGAAAGUGGACCCGAUGGAGUCCAUGACCAUGAACCCGAAUGUCCUUUCUUUGAAGAGAGUCCUCCAGAGGUCUACCAGUCCACCAAGCUACCAUUUCUCCACUCCUCCACUUCCCUCUCGAAAAGCUUCGACAACAUCCUAGGUCCAGGCACUAUGUCCAUAGUGGAAAGCCACGCCGAAGGGGAUGCCUGCGAUGUCGCCAUCGGCGGAUUUGAAAGCGUCCGCGGCCGUUCAAUGUACGGACAACUCCUCAAUUUCCGCAACGAGCAUGACCACCGUGUCAAACUCUUACUAAACGAGCCCCGUGGCUGGAAUGGUAAGAAUGCCAUUUUCCUUCUCAAGCCCAUUGCCCAUGAUUCAGAGCGCAGUCUGAUUAUAGUGAAGAAUGAUGCAUACGUCCCCUUUUCUGUGUCGAGUAUUAUAUGUGCUACUAAUGUGCUAGCUGAGCUUCCGCAUGCUGGUGGACCAGUGCCACGGGUGCCGUUUCAUAGGUAUGUUUUUGAGACUGGGGCGGGGAAAGUGAUGGCUCAGGCGAAUUUCACCCAGACUCCUGAUCGGAGGUAUAGGUGUGAUUCUGUAACUGUUUAUUGUGUGCCUUCGUUUGUAUUGGAGCUUGGUUUUAUGGUCCAAGCUCCCGGUUUGGGGGCUGUGAAAGUUGAUAUCGCCUAUGGGGGUGUUUUCAGUGCGUUUGUGGAUGCCAAGUCGGUGGGGUUGAGACUUCAAAGGAAUCAAGGCGAGGAGUUGGUACGAAUUGGGGAGCGUAUCAGACGCGCAUUGGCGAAUUGUGGUCUGGAGGUUUAUCAUCCUAAAGACCAUGCCAUCCGGGGUAUCACCAAUAUCGUGUUCAUUGAGCAGGUUGAAGAAGAUGGGGUGCGAAAGAUAGGUCUGAGUGCCACGGUGAUGUCUCCUGGUCGCCUGGUCCGCAGUCCUUCGGGUACAUCGACUUGCGCUUGGCUUGCUAUUCAGCAUUGCCGUGGUGAGAUUGCGAGCGAGACCUUUCAGAGUAACAGCUUGCUUGGAACCCGGUUUUUUGGUCGUGUCCGCGGUGAGUUGAGAGUGGGAAGAUAUAACGCGAUAUAUACUUCUAUCCAGGGAAGAGCCUGGGUCACUGGCUUCAAGCAAGUUGCUCUAGACCCGAGUGAUCCUUUCAGGGUGGGGUUUCGUGGUGCAGACCAAUGGGGCCCGGGUGGAGAUAAGGACAAGGAGGAGGAGGCUGAGGAGAGGAAAGAAGAAGAAGACAUAUUUGGUCUGGGAAUAUGCUUUGACUCAAUAAACUUGCAUGAGGAAGUGAUCUCAGACCAAGAUGUUACACAAGCAGACUACGAAUCCGCUAAUGAUGCUUUAGGGAAGACAUUUUGA
Penicillium pulvis is the source of this 1401-nucleotide messenger RNA. RefSeq lists its product as uncharacterized. Gene Ontology annotation, molecular function: 4-hydroxyproline epimerase activity. The transcript has a single exon. Bases 1 to 1401 code for a protein of 466 amino acids. Lineage: Eukaryota; Fungi; Ascomycota; Eurotiomycetes; Eurotiales; Aspergillaceae. The record is from RefSeq and is a predicted model, not a curated record.